Aspergillus niger is the source of this 1536-nucleotide messenger RNA. RefSeq lists its product as uncharacterized. Bases 1 to 1536 code for a protein of 511 amino acids. The transcript has 3 exons. NCBI's taxonomy places the organism in Eukaryota, Fungi, Ascomycota, Eurotiomycetes, Eurotiales, Aspergillaceae. The record is from RefSeq and is a predicted model, not a curated record.
AUGUCUUACACAUACAGAUACGGCUCAGCAGACAACAGCAGCAGCAGAAGCAGCAGCACACCCUGCAUUCUCUUCCUCACGAACAGCGAGCGGGAACAUUCGGGCGUUACCCUCGCUGUGGUCCAUGAAUUCCUCAUUGGCAAUUCGCCCUACAAGGUCCACAUCGGAUCCUUUGGACCGCUGAAGAGGCAUAUCGCGGAGUUGAAUUACUAUGCUGCGGCUUCAGGCUCUCCCUGCGCUACUGAGGCAGUCUUUGAAGAGAUCCCUGGAAUGUCUAUGAAGCAUGUCCGGAUGAGAGAUGGCCAAUUUGAUGAUAUCCCUCAGGUUGGGUUCUUUGCUGCGUUGAAGAAUUAUAGGAAGGAUUUGGCUCUGGGGUUGCUUCCUUGGACCGGUGAUGACUAUGUGGAGAUCUUUGAUGCCGUUGUUGAACUUGUGAAGACGCUUGGGCCGGUUUUGAUCGUCGUUGAUCCGCUUUUUGCUCCGGCUGUGGAUGUCUGUCGGUAUUUGCGUUGGAGACAUGUCCUGCUGGGGGCGGGUGGGGUGAAGGAUCAUGUGGUGAAGUGGAAGUUGAGUGAUCUGAUGAAGUAUCCUAUGAUCUGUUCUGGGUUCAAGAUGCCCAUGUCGCUCUGGGAUAAGCUUCGCAACAUCUUCCUUGGUUUUCGAUUCAAGCACGAACUCGAGAAGUGCGCUAGCCUCAAGGGGGUCAAUGAUGCCCGCGAGGCCCGCGGAAUUGAGGGUCCUGUCCCAUUCCUGUCCCACGAAGCAAAGAAGAGUAGCCGUAUCAUCCUUCCUUCCUGGCCAGAGACCGACUUCCCGCUGGUUGUGCCUGAGCACAUGACUCUCUGCGGUCCUAUUCUUCGCCGCUAUCGCCCCAUGGUGAAGGAGGAUCCCGAACUGGCCCAUUGGCUUUCGAAGCGCCCUACUGUGCUGGUCCUAAUGGACUCCCGUUUCAGCUACGACGGUAAGCAGCAGAUUGAAAUUGCCAAGGCCAUACAGAAGCUUCUUGAGCAAGAGCUCAAUAUGCAGGUUCUCUGGAAGCUGAAGCACGUCGAGGACCCGGCCGUGACUAGAGAGAUCGUUAAGCUUCUGGGGGUUUACAUACACGGAAAACGUAUGCGCAUCGCGAAGCGGUUUGUGUUUGAGAUCAUGUCACUUUUGAUGAGUGGACAUGUUACUUGUUUGGUGCAUCAUGGCGGGGCCAAUGUAUUCCACGAAGCUGUCAGGGCGGAGAUUCCGCAGAUCGUGCUCCCGGUCUGGUUUGACGCGUACGACUAUGCUGCACGAGUUGAGUACCUGGGGAUUGGCAUCUGGGGCAGCCGCAGGUCGGCGCCGAAAGUGAGUGGGGAGGAGCUGGGAGAUGCGCUGUUGCGUGUGGUGACUGCUAGUGACGAAUCCCAUGCAAUGCGCAUGCGGGCCAUGCAGGUCGCCGGGCAGCUGCCGUUCAAGGAUGGACGCGUGGUUGCGUAUGAGAGACUUCUCGAGGUGUUGAGCCAGCCCUGGGAGCCUCCUCAUACUCGGAGCCGCAGUCGAGGAUGA